UUGAUGAUGAGCUUCACCUGUGUGUGGCGCAAGCCGACUGAGGGAAAUGAAACAACAGUAAAGACGCAUGGUACAAAAUUAUUACUAUAAGGAAAACGUAUACCUUUAGUAAAAACUCAACUGGAAGUCUUACACUGAGGUUGCGCAAAGGAUGGAGCUGUUUGGACAAUACCAGGUCAGAUAAAGAGAGAAAGCAGAACAAGUGAAAUGUGAGAAACGGUUCUGUCAUCGAGAUGAGCCGUUAUGCCCUCUGGCCUCAUCAUCUGGACUGAAGUUGAAAUUCUUUUCCUCUGUCAUCAUCAACGUUGGAAUAUUUACAGAGCCUUGACAAGCGGAACAAGACACAGAUCCAUAGUUGGAUACAAAAUAUUUCAAAUGACUGAUUGGGUGGGGUUCAGAGGUCAAGGAUGAAAUGCAAAAGUCAUUUCCAGCUCUGGCUGCGUGUCUGGUCUCCUUGUCCUGCUGAAAGAUAGGAGCGUGGAGGCGUUGUAAUUGAUUGUGAAGUGGAGUUUGGGAAGAGCUGGAAAGGAGAAGCAGGUGACUGAAGGAGGAAACGAGGAGAAGACGAGCAUGGCGCACUCAUCUUGGAUCUUUCUGUUGUGCUUUUCACUCACUCAUCAAAGGGCGGCAGCCCAAGCUGAAGCUUGCAGGACGGUGGUGCAGGCAGACAUCGUGUUCCUGCUGGAUGAGUCAUGGAGUGUGGGUCAGACCAGCUUUUUCAGAGUCAAAGACUUCAUCUCAGCCAUCAUGUCCUCCUUUCUUGACAACGCAGUGGGAGCUGAGGGGGUUCGCUUUGGAGUCACUCUCUUUGGGGAUGUUCCGAGGAUGCUGGUUGCUUUGACAGACUACAGUUCACUUGAGGAGGUGCUCAGAACUGUUGGAAACCUCCCCUACGGUGGAGGAUCGAGGAGGACAGGCAGUGCUCUCCGGUUCCUUGUAGAUUCUGUGUUCAGCCCUGCCAUCAGCCGAGAUUCUACCCCCAAGAUUGCUGUUUUGAUCACAACCGGACGCUCAGAUGACCAGGUUGACCUUGGAGCCAAGGCGGUUGCAGACAGUGGGAUUACACUCUUUGCAGUAGGCGUGAGUGGAGCCGAUGUGUCCGAGUUGAGGAGGAUUGUGUCUGAGCCCUUCGGGGAGCAUCUUUUGGAGUGUGCAGACUUCUCUCUCCUGGAAACUCUCCUUCCCAAACUGUCCCGGAGGUUAUGUUUCAGUGCUUCUGAACCUCCACGACCUGUAAAACCCAUCCAGCCAAGUGAGCAGCACGUGGUUGGUCCCAGAGACUUACAGGUGAGUGAGUUGGCCCACAGCUCCCUCAGGCUGACGUGGAGCCAGGCUACGGGGGAUGUCACUGGAUACCGUCUCCUGGUCACACCUCUCAGCUCCAGGGGACAACUCCUGCUCAACCAGCAGAGGCAGCUGGAUCUGAAGGCAGAUGUGAGCACUGCUGUAGUGACAGAGCUCAGUCCGAAGACGGAGUAUUCCCUCACCCUCUACGCCGCCUACCCAAACCUCAUCGGCAACUCUGAAACAAUCACAGUAAAAACAACUUCGUUGCCUAAAGUAUCAAACUUCCGCAUUAUCGAGGAGGGCUUAUUCUCUCUACGCCUUGGCUGGACUCCUCCUCUGGGAAAGCUCAAUGGAUUCAAGAUCUUUAUACCUAGGUCCAACAGACCCGGAUUAGCAUAUGAGCAGCUGCUUCCUGGAGACAUCUCUUCUCAUGUGAUUGACGGCCUGGAAGAAGAUAAAAAGUAUACGGUCAAUAUCUACGCUGUUUACCCCGAGGGACCCAGUGAACCAGUGUCAUUAGUUGGAAAAACAUUAAAAUUAGUAGCAGUCAAGCAGUUCCUGGUCCAGAAUGCCACUACAGAUACCGUCCAAGCAAGGUGGGAGUCAGUCAAGGGGGCAACAGGAUACCGUCUGACAUGGGCAUCCCCAGAUGGUCACAUAGAGAACAUCAACCUUGGGGAGAACUUCAACUUCUACAUGAUCCAAGGCCUUCACUCAGGCUCUGAGUACAUCGUCACAAUCAACCCCAUCUUUGGGGACACUGAGGGACCCGUCACCACCAACAAAGUCAAAACAUUGGAAAGCAGUGCUGUUCAAACUCUGAAGACUUCCGCUGUAAGCACUAGUUCAGCUGUUGUGUCUUGGAACAGCGUCCCAGGGGCCACAGGAUACAGGCUGGCAUGGGGACCCACCCCAGAAUUUGCUGGUCGCGAUCGUCCAAGGCAAUUGGCUUUGAACAGCAGCACCACAGAAUACAAGCUGAAGAACGUGGCUCACGACACAGAAUACGUCCUGACUCUAUAUGUGCUUUUUGGGUCUGCCGUCGGGCCUGGCAUCUCUGCAACGUUUAAAACUUCUCCUUUAGGUUAUGUGUCCAACUUUAAGGUGACAUCUUACACUAGUACCUCCAUAGCUGUGGAGUGGAGUCCUAUUGUUGGAGCCACAGAGUACAAACUUUCUUGGUACACAGAUGACGGCAAACCACAGUUCCAGUAUCUAGACCGAAGUGUCCUGUCCCACCAGAUCAAGGAUCUUAUCCCACAGUCCACUUACACAAUAACUAUCCGUGCAGUGUACGGCAACUCGGAGGGACCAGAUAUCUCCUUGUCUCAACUAACGUCUGCAGUCUCGGAGUCGGAGCCAAUUCAGUCAGUGAGGGAGCUAAAAGUUGUGGACAUUAGUGUAAAUUCUUUCACCUUGUCUUGGAAGAAAACACCAGGAGUUUCAGGUUACAAAAUCUACUGGAGUCCCUUUCUUGGGGGUAAGGAGAAAUCCCAAGUGGUACCUGCUGCUUCCACAACCUUCACCAUGGAUAACCUUCAGGAGAGCUCAGCUUAUAAGAUCCAGGUUUCCCCCAUGGUUGGUGGAAGAGAGGGAAGUCCUGUCCUGGUCACUGCACGAACAUUGGAUCUUCCAAAAGUGGAGGGGUUUGCUGCCCUGAACACAACUGAGAGCAGCGCAGUUCUGAACUGGACUCGUGUAGCAGGAGUCUCUGGGUAUCUUCUCUCUUGGAGGCAUAUUUCAGUGUUGGAAACAAAAACAGAAACCCUGGGUCCUGCCUUCUCAUCCUAUAAGAUCAGUGACCUGCAGUAUGGUAGGACAUACAUUUUCUCCAUCAGACCAUUGUAUGGCGAAGUGGAGGGGCCUAUAAGCACCAUAUAUCAGAGAAUAUCUGGCCCCAACACUGUCUUCAUCGUCAACCCAACUAUUGCUCAACCAGCCACCAGGGACACUGAGCCCCCCACGGCUGCACCAACAGCUCACUCCAUAACUACUAAAAACCCUCCACUCCAGCCCAGAGUCACUAAGGCCAAGGAGGCUGCAGUCACUUCUCUGAAAGUAUCCACAAGCUCCACAAAGUCAACAGCUCCACCACAUCCAGUAUGUGGGAAGACCAAAGCAGACAUAGUCUUCUUGGUGGAUGAGUCGUCAAGCAUUGGCGUUAACAACUUUGCCAAGAUGAAAGACUUCAUUUUCCGAGUGACCACUUACUUCCCUGUUAUCGGCGCACGCGGCACACAGGUUGCUGUGGUUCAUUACAGCGAUGAGCCUCGUAUUGAGUUCCAUCUAAGUGACUUCAAAGACAGAAACUCUGUGCUCAGGGCUAUCAGAGGGCUGCGCUACAGAGGUGGCAACACCAAAACAGGAAAAGGCAUCGGCUAUGUUCUGCAGGAACUGUUCAAGGAGUCUUUGGGGAUGAGACAAGAUGUGGCCCAUGUUCUGGUUCUGAUCACAGAUGGCAGGGCCCAGGAUGAUGUGACACCACCUUCCAGGAUUGGACGUGCUUUAGGGGUUAGCAUAUUAGCAGUUGGAGUUUCCAAUGCAGACAUCGAGGAACUCAAUAAAAUUGCAGCUCCCAGCAGCUAUAAAAAUAUCUUCUACUCGCCAACCUUUGAUGACUUCCCCUCCAUAGAGAGAGAAUUUAUCCAAAGCAUCUGCAGUGAGGAGCUUCUCUCUGAAUUCAAACUACAGGAUGAGUUUGCUCAGUUGGACACUCCGACUGAACACCCAGAGGAGCUGAAUAAGCCUUUAGGUCCUUGCGCCUCACAGUGUGUCAAGGGCCAGAAAGGGGAAAAGGGAAACGGUUUUGGUCUUGGUGGUUUGCAAUUUAGGCAAAGCCCUGGACAGUUUGAUCCUUUUAUAUCAUCCAAAGGAGAAAGAGGAGAGAAGGGACCUCCAGGAACAGAUGGUAUCCCUGGCUUGCCAGGGCGACCAGGACGAACGGGACCUCCUGGUUCAGCUGGUCAGCGGGGCAUUCCAGGUGUCCCAGGGGAAAUGGGUCCUCCAGGUGUCCCUGGUUCAAAAGGACAAAGGGGAGAGAGAGGAGAGCCUGGCUAUGUUAUAGCUGGUACAGAUUCAAAUUUUGUGCCUGGAAGAAAAGGAGAACCUGGAUCUUCAGGCCCGCAGGGACCACCUGGGGUACCGGGAGCGAAUGGAUCACCUGGCCUCCCCGGCCAGCCAGGCCCGCCAGGAUCACCAGGAAUAUCUGUGAAGGGAGAUCCUGGAGCUACGGGAGCCAAGGGUUUACGAGGGAAGCAAGGCUUGAAAGGAGACAAAGGAGAGCCGGGAAAAGAUGGUAUUGCUGGUCUCCCUGGUCCCAUUGGCAUCGAUGGCAUACCAGGAUUGCCAGGUCAAAAAGGAGAAAAGGGUAAAGACGGACUCGGUAUACAAGGAAUCCAAGGUCCUCAAGGAGAUAAAGGAGAGAAGGGAAAUAUUGGCUUAACAGGAGCAGAAGGACCAAAGGGUGACCGUGGAGAUCAGGGCAUCCAGGGACUGGGUGGACUCCGGGGGAAAAAGGGAUUGAAAGGAGAAAAAGGGGACAAGGGAGAGCAGGGAGAAAAAGGACCAGAUGGACCACAAGGACCUCAAGGACUGAUUGGGCCAAUUGGAUUAAAAGGAGAUGAAGGACAAAGAGGAGCGCCUGGAGAUCCUGCGAUGGGUAUAAUUGGCCCACCUGGAAAAAAAGGUGCCAGGGGAGAUCUCGGCCCAAUUGGUCAAACAGGCCCUCAGGGAAUAAAAGGAGAUCAAGGAGAGAAAGGAGAGAAGGGAAGUCCUGGUUUUGGGAUUCCAGGUCUGCCAGGACAGAAGGGGAUAAAUGGUGAGAGGGGAAAUGUUGGUCUAUCAGGAAAACCAGGACCAAAGGGCAAAGAUGGUGCAAAAGGGGAGAAGGGAAGUGUUGGCUUGCCUGGAAAUUCUGGAGAACCAGGAUUAAGAGGUAAAGAUGUAAGUAAGUCCUGUGUGGCUGUUAAACAGCAAUUAAAAUGA
Gambusia affinis (western mosquitofish) is the source of this 5271-nucleotide messenger RNA. It is a transcript of the gene col7a1l, whose product is annotated as collagen type VII alpha 1-like. The transcript has 50 exons. Lineage: Eukaryota; Metazoa; Chordata; Actinopteri; Cyprinodontiformes; Poeciliidae. The record is from RefSeq and is a predicted model, not a curated record. Bases 571 to 5271 code for a protein of 1566 amino acids. Gene Ontology annotation, molecular function: protein binding.